AUGCUGUUUCCUAGGCAAGGAGGCAAGGGAGCCUUGCGUUUGUUGCUCUCCGUUCUGCUCCUCGCAGCCUGGAAGACUGGGAGUGGUCAGGUCCACUACUCGGUCGCCGAGGAGGCCAAACACGGCACCUUCGUGGGCCGCAUCGCCCAGGACUUGGGGCUGGAGCUGGCGGAGCUGGUGCCGCGCCUUUUCCGGGUGGCGUCCAAAGGCCACGGGGACCUUCUGGAGGUAAAUCUGCAGAAUGGCAUUUUGUUUGUGAAUUCUCGGAUCGACCGGGAGGAGCUGUGCGGGCGGAGCGCGGAGUGCAGCAUCCACCUGGAGGUGAUCGUGGACAGGCCGCUGCAGGUUUUCCAUGUGGUGGUGGAGGUGAAGGACAUUAAUGAUAACCCACCGGUUUUCAGAGCAAGAGAACAAAGGUUAUUUAUUCCUGAAUCUAGACUGGUGGAUUCACGUUUCCCGAUAGAGGGAGCUGCUGAUGAGGACAUUGGUACCAACGCUCUUCUAACUUACACCCUCAGCCCCAGCGAUUAUUUCUCUUUGGAUGUACAGGCAAGUGAUGAACUCAGUAAGUCACUUUCACUUGAAUUGAGGAAAUCUUUGGAUAGAGAAGAAACACCAGAACUUCAUUUAUUAUUGACAGCCACUGAUGGGGGCAAACCAGAGCUGGAAGGUACAGUUCAGCUGCUGAUCACAGUGCUCGACGUUAAUGAUAAUACCCCACUGUUCGCCCAGGCUGUGUACAGAGUCCAUUUAUUAGAAAGUACAGCAAAUGGAACAUUAGUGACUACAUUAAACGCCUCUGAUGCCGAUGAAGGUGUAAAUGGAGAAAUUGUUUUUUCCUUUGGCAGUGAUGUUCCUCUAAACAUUCAAAAAAACUUCAAAAUUGAUUCCAACUCAGGAGAAAUUAGGCUAGUUGGUAGACUGGAUUAUGAGGAAACAAAAUCCUAUGAAAUUCAGGUAAAAGCAGUUGAUAAAGGAAAUCCUCCAAUGUCGAAUCACUGCAAGGUUUUAGUGAAAGUGCUGGAUGUAAAUGACAAUGCUCCACAACUGGCAAUCACACCCCUGUCUUUGCCGGUCAGAGAGGACACUCCACUCGGCACCGUCAUCGCCUUUGUCUCCGUGUCCGACCGUGACUCCGGCGUCUAUGGGCAGGUGACCUGCUCUCUGAUGCCUGAUAUCCCAUUCAAGCUGGUGUCCACCUUCAAGAACUACUAUUCGCUGGUGCUGGACAGCGCCCUGGACCGAGAGACCAAAAGUGUUUUUACUAUGAUUUUGACCUCUAGAAAUUUUAAAUCUCCACAUACGAUCUGGGAAGCUGGGAGCGGCCAGGUCCACUACUCGGUCCCGGAGGAGGUCAAACACGGCACCUUCGUGGGCCGCAUCGCCCAAGACCUGGGGCUGGAGCAGGCGGAGCUGGUGCCGCGCCUUUUCCGAGUGGCGUCCAACGGUCAUAGAGACCUUCUGGAGGUAAAUCUGCAGAAUGGCAUUUUGUUUGUGAAUUCUCGGAUCGACCGGGAGGAGCUGUGCGGGCGGAGUCUGGAGUGCAGCAUCCACCUGGAGGUGAUCGUGGACAGGCCGCUGCAGGUUUUCCAUGUAGAGGUGGAGGUGAAGGACAUUAACGACAACCCGCCAAGGUUUUUCCGACAGGAACAAAGAUUAUUUAUUUUAGAGUCAAGAAUAGUGGAUUCCCGGUUUCCGCUAGAGGGCGCAUCUGAUAUGGAUGUCGGAGCAAACGCAGAACUGAGAUACAAAUUAAAUCCUAAUGAAUAUUUUGAUUUGGAUGUUAAAGCAAAUGAAGAAGAAACAAACAUUUUAGAGCUGGUCUUAAAGAAAGCAGUAGAUCGAGAAGAAAUCCAGGAACAUCUUUUAUUACUGACUGCAAUUGAUGGAGGAAAACCUGAACUAACAGGUACAGUUCAAUUAUUGAUCAACGUAUUGGAUGCGAAUGAUAAUGCCCCCAAAUUUGAUAAAUCAGUUUAUAGUAUCAGAUUAUUAGAAAAUGCACCGAAUGGGACAUUAGUUAUUAAACUGAAUGCCUCAGAUGCAGAUGACGGCAUUAAUAAGGAAAUAGUAUACCUCUUUAGUGAUCUUGUUCUUGACAAUGUCAAAUCUAAAUUUAUAAUCGAUUCGAAUAAUGGGGAAAUAACAGUUAAGGGAGAACUGGAUUACGAAGACUGUAAUUUAUAUGAAAUUAAUAUUGAUGCUGUAGAUAGAAGUCCAUUCCCAUUAACUGGACACUGCAAAGUAAUAGUAAAACUCCUAGAUGAGAAUGAUAAUACCCCAGAGAUGGUCAUAACUUCCAUAUCUCUGCCGGUCCAAGAGGACGCUUCAGUGGGGACUGUCAUCGCCCUGAUCAGUCUGUCCGACCGCGACUCUGGUCUCAAUGGGCAGGUGACCUGCACCCUGUCACCCCACGUUCCCUUCAAGCUGAGGCGGCAGAGGGUGUGCUCCGGGGAGGGCCCGCCCCCGCCCAAGACCGACCUCAUGGCCUUUAGCCCUAGUGUUCCCCCUUGUUCAAGUUCUGGAGAUAGUGGAGAACAACAGGAGAUUUUUGGGAAUGAUGAACCUUAUUUAGUUGCUGAAAACAGUAAUAGUGGUAGUAAUAGCAGUAAUGAAAUAGAUGGCUAA
Molecule: messenger RNA, 2628 nt
Organism: Neomonachus schauinslandi (Hawaiian monk seal)
Lineage: Eukaryota; Metazoa; Chordata; Mammalia; Carnivora; Phocidae
Product: protocadherin alpha-1-like
Exons: 5
Coding region: 1-2628 (875 amino acids)
Biological process (GO): homophilic cell-cell adhesion
Cellular component (GO): plasma membrane
Molecular function (GO): calcium ion binding
Source: RefSeq, a predicted model, not a curated record